This is a messenger RNA of Lonchura striata (white-rumped munia), 2183 nucleotides long. Its product is annotated as sulfate transporter. The record is from RefSeq and is a predicted model, not a curated record. Gene Ontology annotation, biological process: transmembrane transport. Gene Ontology annotation, cellular component: membrane. NCBI's taxonomy places the organism in Eukaryota, Metazoa, Chordata, Aves, Passeriformes, Estrildidae.
CCAUGGAGGACACGUCCGCGGAGGAGCCGGCGCCCAGCAAAGCCACCCUGGGCUCGCCCCGGCCUCACGAGGCUCCCGCCACCUUUGUCAGCCUGGAGGAGCAGGAGCCCGCGGCCUGCAGCGCCGGGGAGCUGAUCCUGCAGGAGGCCAGGGCGGCGUGCGGGCGCCGCGGGCCGGGCGCGUGGCUGCGCCGCCUGCUCCCGGUGCUGGUGUGGCUGCCCCGCUACAGCCCCCGCACCCAGCUGCUGGGGGACGUGGUCUCGGGGCUCCUGGUGGGCGUGGUGGCCAUCCCCCAGUCCAUCUCCUACUCGCUGCUGGCCAACCAGGACCCCAUCUACGGCAUCUACACCAACUUCUUCUGCAACAUCAUCUACGCGGCCGCGGCCACGUCGCGCCACGCCAGCGUGGGCUCCUUUGGGGUGCUGUGCCUGAUGGUGGGGCAGUCGGUGACGCGCCAGCUGCAGCUGGCGGGCUACGGGGACAGCAGCGCUGCCCUCGGGGACAACUCCAGCUCCCCCAGGAACGGGACGGAGCUCUGUGACAGGAGCUGCUACGCCAUCACCGUGGCCCUGUCCUUGAGCUUUCUGGUGGGCCUUUACCAGAUCCUGCUGGGGGUUUUCCAGAUGGGCUUCGUGGCUGUCUACCUGUCAGAGCCUCUGCUGGGUGGCUUCGUGGCUGGCUCCAGCCUCACCAUCAUCACCUCCCAGAUGAAAUAUCUGCUGGGCCUGAAAAUCCCCCGGCACGAGGGGGUGGGCUCCUUCAUCCUCACCUGGGUGGACCUUUUCAGGCACAUCCACAACACCAACAUCUGCGACCUGCUCACCAGCCUGGUGGCUUUGGCCAUCAUAGUGCCCGUCAAGGAGCUCAACGAGCGCUACAAGGGGAGGAUGAAGGCCCCGUUCCCCAUCGAGCUGCUGGUGGUCAUCGUGGCCACGCUCGUCUCCCACUACUUUGACUUCGAGCAGCGCUACAAGGCCGCCGUGUGUGGGGACAUCCCCACGGGCUUCAGGAAACCCACCGUGCCAGACAUCAGCCUGUUUCCCAGCCUGGCCCUGGAUGCUCUGCCCAUCGCUGUCAUUGGCUUUGCCAUGACCGUGUCCCUGGCAGAAAUCUUUGGCAAAAAGCACGGCUACGCCGUCAGCGCCAACCAGGAGAUGAUCGCCAUUGGCAUGUGCAACCUCAUCCCUUCCUUCUUCUACUGCUUUGCCAGCUCUGCUGCCCUGACCAAGACUCUGCUGAAGGAGUCCACGGGGAGCCAGACGCAGGUGUCCGGGCUGGUCACCUCGCUGGUGCUGCUGCUGGUGCUGCUGUGGAUCUCCCCGCUCUUCUACUCGCUGCAGACCUCCAUCCUGGGGGUGGUCACCAUCGUCAACCUGCGGGGCGGCCUCAGGAAGUUCCGUGACACGCCCAGGAUGUGGCAGCUCAGCAAGCUGGACACGGCGGUGUGGUGGACAACCAUGCUGUGCUCCACGCUGGUCACCACGGAGAUCGGGCUCCUGGUGGGCGUUUGCUUCGCCCUGCUCUGCAUCAUCUUCCGCACGCAGCGACCCCGGGCCACGCUGCUGGGCAAGGUCAGCAACAGGGAGAUCUACGAGGACCAGGCCGCCUACAAACAGCUCAGCAGCAUCGCCAACGUCAAGAUCUUCCGCUUCGAGUGCUCCCUCUACUACGCCAACAAGGAUUAUUUCAAGGCUGUGCUGUACCAGAAAACCGGGGUCAACCCCGUGCUGCUGGCUGCCAGCCACCCCCAGCCCGGGGCCCAGGCAAGCCCAGAGCCAGGCAGGAGCUGCUGGGCCCCCGAUUUUGGCUGCCUGAAACAGGCCAGGAGAAGGGCUGAGAAGCCUCCAGGAGAUGCCUGUCCCCCCUCCACAGAUAUGCACACCCUGAUCCUGGACUGUGGGGCCAUGCAGUUCAUAGACACCGUGGGUCUCUCUGUGCUCAAGGAGACGCACCACGACUACAAGGAGGUUGGUGUCCAGGUGCUCCUGGCCAACUGCAACCCCUCCAUCCGCCAGCGGCUGCGGGAGGGAGGCUGGGCUGGCCAGGCAGGCAGCGCUGGGGGCCAGCUGGCCUUCCACAGCAUCCACGACGCCGUGCAGUUUGCCGAGCGCUGGCACCGCGGGCAGGGCAAGGACAAACAGGCUCCGGAGCCCGAGGAACAGAACUUCCAGGUGGCUUUGUAG